AAUUGUUUCUAAUUAAAAUCAAGUUCAAUCAAUUUGUCUUUGUUUUCUACUCUCAUCAUCAUCAAUUGUUUCACAUUCUGUUAACAUUUAACCUCAUUGACUGUUACCUUGUUCUCAAUAAUCAACAUGGAAUUUUAAGUUUGGCCUUCAACUUGUUUCCAAGUAAAAAGAGAAAACAAUUAAUUUUCUUUUCUCUUUUUCUGGUAAACUCUUUUGUUCUCUUCUUUUUGAUUGUCGGUUAAAUUAUGGUGAUUACCUGGAUUAUUAGCAGUCACAGGCCUACCCAGAAAUGGUUCCUUUGUGAAGGAAAAAAUGACCUUCGGGAAAUGAAAUGGCGAUUGUAAUGUUUUCGUGGUUACACUCAUUCAACCGUUCGUGUCUCUAGGUAACUGUGUCUUCACCCAACACAUGUUACUUUCCUUAACCAUUGGACCUGUUUAACCUUUGACAUUGUGACUUAUGAGUGUCGGUUAAAUUGACCUGAUCUGUGAGUUGCCGCUUCUAUUCACCGUCAUAAUAUCAAAAAGAACAAGAGUUGAAAUAAACUCAAUCAAUUGGAUACACAAACAUAAUAACCUCACAUUUGCGUUCUUUUCUCAUUUUCAUGGUGUAGAAUCUGAUCAACGAAUAAACAGUUAAAAGUCUAAGUUUCUCAAUCGAAUCUUUGCUUUUCGAAUAUUGAUCAAACCCGAAAUGCCUAAGGAAGGGGGUUAAUAAACUCUCUCUCUCUCUCUCUCUCUCUCUCAUAUUCUCUCUUCUAUUCAUGUUUAGAUUCGAACAGGAAACUGAAUAAGAUCUUCCCAGUGCGCAACCUUAUUUAUCUCUCCCUCUCUCUCUCUCACUCUUUCCUUCCUCAUCAUCCAGUACAUCACUGAGAUUGUCUUCAUCAUCAUCACAUCACCAUCUCCAACAUCACCACCAUCUCUCUCCUCUCGUCAUUUUAUCUCAGUGAUAUUAACCUUAUUAUUAUUUCAUCUCUACUAUUCUGGUAUAUAAACAUCAAGUGUUUAAUACACAAUUUGGUAAACAAUUAAAAUUUAGAAUCAACAGAAAACUAGUCAUCGAGAUUAACGUGAACACAGAGGAAUAACAAACUCCCAGGUUUACUCUUGCAACCCUUUUAUUCAAGUUGCCUGGAAAUUAUUUGAUUGAAUACAAAAGCAAUAAACUAAAUCAAUCGAAUUGAAUUUGAAUCAAAUUAAACUGAGGGAGAAGGAGAUUCAACCAUCACUUUGUAACAAAGCAUUUUGGUAGCAUCAGAUUGCAAUGGAUGUUAAAUUAUUGAAACAAUCAACCUGAUUAUCAUCAAUUGAAACAACAAGAACAAAACAUAAAUAAUAAUCAAGAUUGAAAGCAUUGGGUCGUUUACGGAAGAGCUGAAGUUGCUGAAGAAGAGAAUAAGUCAGAGAGAGAGAGAGAAAGAGAGGGAGAAAGGUGAGAGAGAGAGAGAGACUGAAACAAAUAUCCAAUUAUCCGAGGAACAUCCGAUUGGACUGUUCAUUCAAUUCAAGGCCUACUACACUUCCCUUUCCUUUCCUUUUCUUCCCUUCUCCUCUCGUCAUCAUCUCCCUCCCUUUCACUAUCUCUCUCUCUCUCUCACUUGCUUAAUUUCUCCCUAUUCUCCUCCUUCUUCAUUUCUGUUUCAAUCUCUUAAUGGGAACUAGUUGUAGCUCGUUAAAAAAGGAAGAUAGACACAAAUCCUCAGUUGAUUCUGGGCCUCCAACGAUUGAAGAAAGGCGAUGUUCUAAUAAGUUGAACGACAAUUAUCCAAAUAAUGAUUUACAUAAAGACUUGUCUGCAGGGUCAUCAUCAGAUGACACCAAGAAAGGUCAAUCAUCAUCUGAACUGCAUCUUGCCCGACAAUCAUCUAAUAUUAACAAUGACAACCGUCUUUACGCUCCAUCAGUUACUCCAUCGCCACUUCCAUCGUCCCAAACACCGUCACCUUACACUACCCCAUCAGCCAACAAACAGUUAUCAAUAACAUCAUCAGGAUUACCUAAUCUUGGGAUAUUUUCCAAUGUGAUCAGAAACUUAUUAAUUGGACAAAAAGUGUCCACUCCAAGACUGUCACUUAAUAAACAACUGGCUGUUUAUCUUGUGUCAAACAAUUUAGCUCGAUAUGAUUCAGUUGUGAACAAACUGAUUGAAUCCAUUAAAAAUCAGCCUCUUUUCAAAGGCUAUGAAAUACGUUAUUACAACUUUAAUCUAGAUCAUCUUUAUAUCUAUGAUGAUGAUCAUCGUUAUAAAGAAAUAUGUCUCAACAGUCUUGAAUAUCUUAGAGAAAGAGGAAGAUUAAUACCACUGAUUAUUUUAGAUGGAGAACCAGAAAAAAGGUUAUUACCCAGAACUAUUGAUGAAUCAAUUUUUAAUCAGGUGAUUGCUCAGUGUGAUGAAUCAACCAAACAGCUAAUUGAGAAAUGGUAUUAUAAAGAUUCAAAUCAGGAGCCAACCAGUUAUGUGCUUCACCCAAUCAGCAAACAUUUACCUUGUUUCAAGAGCCAUUCGUCAGACGAGAGGAAAAAAGCUCUUGAAAGUUGGUAUAAUGAAUCCAAGGUGAUAAUUGACGUUCUAUUGAAUGAAACCAAUCGAAAGACCAACGAAGAUUUAAUUACAUCGAUAAUUUGUGAAGAAAUCAAAUUUAUAGCUGAUGAUACCAAUGGAAUGAACAAGAAUACUUUGUUAAUUCGUUUGGCACAAUUAGCCCAAUUUUCAUCUAGUUCUCAAAGUGGAAUGAAUAAAAUUGAGGAUAAUAUCUCAACGAAUCGUAAACUUCUUGCUCCGGCGGGAAGCGCUGAUCUUGACCAAGUUGCAGUUGAUACUGAGAUCACUAAUUUCUUUGGUGAAAAUUUCAAAAAAUUAGCUGAAUUAGCUAUUGAGGAAGAGUUUGCUGCUGAUUCAAUUAAAAAGUUCUCAGAGAUUGAUAACAAUUUAUUCAUUGAAUUAGUUCAUCAAAAUAAUCAUCGUCAUUCUUUGGAUAAACAUUAUAUUGGUAGAGAGUCUUUUUUACAGCAAAUACAAUUUUACAUUUGCUCACCUUCACGAACACCACUAAUCAUCCAUGGACCAAGAGGAUCGGGCAAAUCAUUUUUACUCUCUCGUGCGUCUUUUAAUUGUAGCUACUGGUCACCAACAACGGUCAUUAUUUACCGUUCAAUUGGACUAACAUGUGAAUCUCUGACUGUUGAACAAACACUUCGAAGCAUUUGUGAACAACUGUGUAUGCUUUAUGGGGAACAUAUAAGUUUCGCUUCUGAAAUCGCUUUGAGACCAAAAGAGACAUUAAUCAAAUUAUUAUCUAAAGCAAACGAGGAGAGACCGCUAGCAAUCAUUAUCGAUGGUGUUGAUCAAUUUGCUGAUUAUAAUUGGAUUAAAUUUGAAGUUUGGUUGCAUGAUGAGCUUCCUGCUUUCGUAAAAGUUAUUCUUGCCAUGACGAAUGAUAAUUGUUUGGAUAAAUUUAAAUCUAUUGGAAAAGUCGAGUGUUUAGAUAUUUCUAGUAUCACUUUAAAUGAAAUGGAGCGAAUCUUAGAUGUCACCUUACAAAGUAAAUCAAGAAAAAUCAGUGAAACCCAAAGGGAAUUUGCAUGUAAGCAAAUGAAAGAAGUGGGCACACCUUUUUACGCACAAGUUUUAUCUCUCAGACUGUCAGAAAUACAAUCAACUACUCAUCCUGAUGAAAUAAAUGAUAUUGGAAACAUUGAAUCAACUAUACUCUCAUUCAUAAAUCAACUCGGUCAUAUUAUUGAACCUCCCUUGAUGGCAGCCAUAAUAACAACACUUUCCUCAACAAGAUAUGGUAUAUCUGAUGCCGAGGUGAUGGACAUUAUUUUCAAGAGUCAAUCAUUACGAGAUUUAUUUUACACACCAAAUGUAUCCUCCUUUCCAUAUUCAUUCUGGUCUCUGAUACGUUUCAAGUUAUCACAUUUUAUCACAACCAAAUCGGACGAUUCAUUGAUUAACUUCAAAACUCGUCAAAUUGCAACGAUCGUUGGUAAAUAUACCCAAAAGUGGAAAGAUGUCACUCGAUUGAGUCAAGACGAAAUGUUGAACUAUUUCAACAUUAAUCCUGAUGAUUUACUCGCAAGUCAACAUUUCUUAGGGGGCGAAGCUUUAACAAACCAAUGGCCCAAUCGUAGAAAAGCUCAAGAAUUGGGUUACCUGAAGAUGAAUUUGAAUGUAGAUGAUUUAUCUUCAUUCGUUGAAAACUAUUGUCUCAAUUUGAAAUGGAUUUGUUUUAAAUUGCUGGUAUGUGAUCCUUUCCAAUUACUGGAGGAUUUAGAACUUGUCAAAUCAAUUUGGAGGAAAAGAUCUCAACCAUUAGAUGGGAUAACUAAUAGUGAUAAUAAUGUUAAACAAGAAAAUGUCGAAAAAUUUUCAAGUGAUCUCUCAAUUCUCAUUCACACCAUCAUGAUCUCAGCUUAUCCUCUCCGAUACCAUGGAUUGCAAGUUAUCUCACAAAUCUACUCUCGACUCAACUCAUUUCUAGGUGAACCAAUAAACAAUCAACAUUCAACUUGUUCCUCUUCACCUCCACCAUUAACAUCCACCUCCGACAAAGUGAGCGAUUUGGCUAAAAAAUAUCCAAAGGCUGCCAAUAUUGUGGUGUCAUGUAAAAAACCAUUCGUACCAAGUUUAUUGCCUCUGAAUACUCAAUUUAUGGCAGUUAAAAGCAAUAUUUUUGCUGAUGAGACUAAUGAAUCAGGUACUUCAACGAUCAAUUCUGGACAAUCAGGAUCUGGUGAUGGUUUAAUUGAGGAAAGUUUUUACCAAUAUGAUCAAAUCUUUCUAAUUAAAGGAAACGAUGCUCAUGUAAUCACACUUUCAACUGGUCGAGGAGAAAUAAGUGUUUGGAAUAUUGCCAAAUCGAAACCUAUUCGUGUUUUGAAUGGAAUCAAUCAACCCAAAGAUUUACGAAUGAUUGAUCAAUAUCGAGCUGUUGUUCUCUGUAAUCGUGAUUUAAGAAUCUAUAAUCUAGACGAAGGAUCGCUGGUAAUCAAAUUAAAAGGAGUCAUGAAUCAAAAGAUGCCCUUUUUUGGGCUUCACAGUGACAAUUAUCUUGUUGCUUUAUCACGUAAUCGAAUGUAUGUUAAUAUGCAAAGUCUUAAAACCGGAGAUUUAGAGACAACAUUUAAAGUCGGCGAGGAUCGAUUCCUUAAUAGUCUUCUUGUCAGUGCCAAUGGGAAUAUUUGUGUUUGCGGUGAUGAAACUCAGAAGCCUUUCCCUCUUCUUGUUUGGGAUUUGAUUAAUCGUAAACUCAUUUACGAUCUGAGGAUUCCUCACCAUGAAUUUAUCACGAAAUUGUCUGCAAUUAGUGAUGAUGGACAUUAUGUAGUCUGUGUGAGCAAGGAACUCAACUCUACUUCACCAAAUUUCAUCAUAGUCUACGAUCUUCAGAGUGGUACAUUAUUCAAAAAAUGGAAACCUGAUUGUAACACUGUUAGCAUAACAAUUUCAUCAAGUGCUUCGUGCGUAAUUAAUUGUACGGAAACAGCUCUCAUUUUGGUGUGGGAUCUUUCAACUGGAGCUAAAAGACUCACUCUUCAGGGUCAUAUCGCCUCUGUAGAUAUAUUACAAGUUGAUGAGAAAGGAAAAACUUUACUUUCUUAUGACUCAACCGGAAAAGAUUUAAGUAUUAGGCUUUGGGAUUUGGAAAAUGGUUCCUGUUUAGCUGUUUUUACACCUGAUCAGCCACUGAGCUGCUGUCAAUUAUCUCGUAAUGGUAAAAGUGUUGUCGUUUGUUUAACUGAUUCACCAAAACUUCACACUUUGAUCCUUUGUCACAAUUCAACACCAGAAGAUGAAGUUUCUUCACUGGAAUCAUCUACCUAUGGAUCCCCUGACAAGGAAUAUCAAGAGUUUGAUCUUUCAAAUGAUGCUUAAAAUUCAGCAAAUUAAGUUUACUCCUCAACUCCAGGCUCCUUUUCACCUUUUGUCAAGUUAAUCUGAUUACCCACCAAGCAUCAUGAAUGAAUCAAAAUGAAUAUUACAUCUUUCAAGGCUUUUCAUUGACCUUUCAUGCACUUUUUUCACUUAUCAUCUCAAUCAUCAUGAAUUUAUAGCAUUUGAAAAGAGUAAAAAAGACGAUUCGUCAAAAUUGUCACUUCUUUUUUCUUCUCAUCAUUUAUCAAUUUCAAUUCUAGACUUGAAAUUAGUUCAAAAAUCACCAUAACAUAUACAUGAUCCUUCAGAGGAGCUCAUCCUUUUUUCGUCUCUCUAUUAAUAACUUGAGUUAUUCAUUCAUUAAUAAUAAUAACCUCUCGAUUUCUGUUGACUGGAUGGAGAUAAAACUGUGCUCCAAUUUAUCAUCAUUUUCUUAUCAUAAUCAAAGCCAAUCACCAUCAUCAUUGUCCAAAUUACCAAAUGUAAUCAACCAGCUCCUCACCUGAACCUCAAACAAGUGUGAUGAUCAUCCGACUUAAUAACAUCUAAUCAUAUCCAUACAACUCAAAUGGUGGAUCAAAUCAAAUCAAAUACAAAGCUACAAGUAGUUAACUAAAUGAUAAAAUGUAUAAGCAUGCAACUGAUCACAAUUGAUUUAUAUUAUAAACAUUUCAAUUGUAAAUAUCUAAUAAUAAGUAAUUAUGAAAUAUUGCUUGAAAACAAAACAACCAAAUGAAAUUGUAAUCGAAACAAAAUUGAUUAAGAUAAUUGUUAUGAUUAUUAAUAAGCCGAACUUUAAUCCUAUCA
Molecule: messenger RNA, 6687 nt
Organism: Panonychus citri (citrus red mite)
Lineage: Eukaryota; Metazoa; Arthropoda; Arachnida; Trombidiformes; Tetranychidae
Product: NACHT domain- and WD repeat-containing protein 1-like
Exons: 11
Coding region: 1654-5880 (1408 amino acids)
Molecular function (GO): protein binding
Source: RefSeq, a predicted model, not a curated record